UCGAUUUUCUUUGUCCUCCAUGAAAAAUGUCGAUUAUGUGGACAUAGCACGUCUCAUGGUUCAAACUCGAAUUGACAUAAAAGUUGUGUUUGAAUGUAUCAUGUAUGGUGAUGCAAGAGAGAGAAUUCAUGGCAGCCAUGGCCUUCUCUUUUCCCUCCCAUUUUUCUGAUGCGUGCAAGCCAUUCUCAACUCCCCUUCUUCCUUCUUCAUUCUUCUUCUUCUUCUUCGCUUCUUAAACGGUUCAUAAAUUCUUCCCAUUCUCUGUUUCCUCCAUCUCUCUUUCACUUCAACUUCCCCCUGUUUCAAUUAAACCCUUCCAAUACCAAUGGGAAACCACGCCACCAAAAAGACCGCCGCCUCCGCCGUCAAUCUGGCCGCAAAAGACCUCAGCUCCUACUCAGCCGCGUGCCGCGCCGACGCCGACGUCCGGUCCUUCGACGCAGCCCUCCAGGCCCGGGCGAACCAAGUGCUCACCACACUGGCCCACGGCGGCGGCGUCCAAGUCCGAGCCCUCUCCUUCGACUCCCUCAAGCAGGUCACCGAGUGCCUGCUCGACAUGAACCAGGAGGUGGUUCGAGUCAUACUGCAGUGCCGAAACGACAUUUGGAACAACCGGGAGCUGUUCGACCUCGUCGAAGAGUACUUCGAAAACAGCCUCCAAACCCUAGAUUUCUGCACCGCUCUCCAAAAGUGCCUCAAGCGAGCUCGCGACUCCCAAUUGAUGAUUCUAAUGGCGCUCAAGCAGUUCGAGGAGGAGGAAUCGCGACCCGGGAGCAAACAAUUCGCCAAAACUUUGCAGGAAUUGAAGAAUUUCAAGGCCCAUGGCGGCGACCCUUUCACCCAGGAGUUCUUCGCCAUCUUCCACUCUGUUUCUAAACACCAAACGGUGAUGCUGGAGAAGCUUCAGCAAAGGAAAAACAAACUGGACAAGAAGCUGAAGUCGAUCCACACCUGGAGGAAGCUCUCGAGCGUGAUAUUCGUGGCGACAUUGGCCGCCGUGCUGAUCUGCUCGGUGGUGGCGGCGGUCAUGGCAGCGCCGCCAGUCGCGGCGGCGCUCUCAGCAGCGUCCUCGAUUCCGCUCGGAUCGAUGGGGAAGUGGAUGGACUCCGUAUGGAGGAGCUACGAGAACGCAGUGAAAGGGCAGAAAGAAGUGGUGAAUUCGAUGGCCAUGGGGACGUUCGUAGCCAUCAAAGAGAUGGAGAACAUCCGGAUUGUGAUGGAGAGGGUGGAGAUGGAGAUGGAGGCGAUGGUGGAGAAUGCGGAAUUCGCCAUUAGAGAGGAAGCUGUGAAGGUCGCGGUGGAGGAGAUGAAGAAGAAAGUGGGAGCGCUGAUGAAGAGCGUUGAGGAAUUGGGGGCCCAGGCCGAUUUGUGUAGCAGAGAUAUUACUGGGGCAAGAACUGUGGUUUUGCAGAGGAUUAUAAAUAAAUCAUCCUAAUUUAUUUAUUAAUUUUUUAUUUUUUUUAGGAAGGAAAAAUGUAAUUACAAUUUACAUACAUCUUUUGUUUUAGUUCCCUAUUCAUGUGAAUAAUGUUUGAUCCUCUCUCGUAAUUACC
This is a messenger RNA of Momordica charantia (bitter melon), 1553 nucleotides long. RefSeq names its product UPF0496 protein At4g34320. NCBI's taxonomy places the organism in Eukaryota, Viridiplantae, Streptophyta, Magnoliopsida, Cucurbitales, Cucurbitaceae. The record is from RefSeq and is a predicted model, not a curated record.